AAGGGAGGGUACCAGCUGUCAAAUAGUGCUUUCCACACACUUUCACCAAUUUAUAAAUUAUUUGCAGUUACACUCCAAGUCUACUUUUUCUUUGGCAGCUUAGCCUUCCUAUUUUGGAAACCCUCUUCACUGCUCUCCCACCUUUUUUGUGUGUAUGUGUAUGAGCUUCUCUUCUACUCUAUUCACUGCACUCUUAUUAAUAAAUAUCAGUGCUUGGAAAGCAGAAGAGAAGAUCCAUAGCUAAGAUAGAUCUCGAGAUGGGUCGUGGCAAGAUUGAGAUAAAGUUGAUUGAGAACCCCACCAACAGGCAAGUCACCUACUCCAAGCGAAGGAAUGGUAUCUUCAAGAAAGCUCAUGAACUCAGUGUUCUCUGUGAUGCCAAGGUUUCACUCAUCAUGUUCUCUAAAAACAACAAGAUGCAUGAAUACAUUAGCCCUGGCCUCACGACAAAAAAGAUCAUUGAUCAGUAUCAGAAGACUUUGGGGGAUAUUGAUCUGUGGCAUUCUCACUAUGAGAAAAUGCUUGAAAACUUGAAGAAGCUGAAAGAUAUUAACAAUAAGCUCAGGAGACAGAUCAGGCAUAGGAUAGGUGAGGGCUUGGACAUGGACGACAUGAGCUUCCAGCAACUGCGCACUCUUGAAGAAGAUAUGGUUUCAUCCAUAGGGAAAAUACGCGAACGAAAGUUUCACGUGAUCAAAACUCGGACUGAUACCUGUAGGAAAAAGGUUAAAAGCCUGAAGCAGAUGAAUGGAAAUCUGCUGCUUGAACUUGAAAAGUGUGUGAUCCAUCCACAAUUUCUUUUGCACGAUGAAGGAGACGAGGAAUCAGCAGCAGCAGCAGCAGUUGCACUGGCCAACGGUGCCUCCACCCUGUAUGCAUUCUGUCAUCAGCACCAUUCUCAUCUGAACCUUUUCUCCCACCAUUCUAAUGGAGAAGAGCAACCCUUUAAAACUGAUCAUGACCUUCGCCUUGCUUGAUCCAGUGCAACAAUUAACUAGCAAUAAUGUAAAUUAACUAGCUAGCCAGCACUAAGCACUUGUUAUUUAUGCUUUAAUUUGUAUUAAUUGGACCUGUUAAACCCAACUUUGCUUGCAACCUCUCUAGUUUCUAUCCAGGUAGAGAAUUAGCUAAGCUUAUAUAGUGUUUGGCAAGAGCGUGCUAUGAAAAACAGAAAGACUGUACUUUAUUUGUUAGUAUAAGUUUACAUUGAGUGAUUAUGUUAUGUUAAUUGCUU
Messenger RNA from Glycine soja, 1234 nucleotides. Its product is annotated as floral homeotic protein DEFICIENS-like. The transcript is spliced from 7 exons. NCBI's taxonomy places the organism in Eukaryota, Viridiplantae, Streptophyta, Magnoliopsida, Fabales, Fabaceae. Gene Ontology annotation, biological process: positive regulation of transcription by RNA polymerase II. Bases 258 to 977 code for a protein of 239 amino acids. The record is from RefSeq and is a predicted model, not a curated record. Gene Ontology annotation, molecular function: DNA-binding transcription factor activity, RNA polymerase II-specific; protein dimerization activity; RNA polymerase II cis-regulatory region sequence-specific DNA binding. Gene Ontology annotation, cellular component: nucleus.